GAACAUCACGGGUACAACGUAUCUUACAUCCUGCUGUGCGAUAGUGUACAUACACCACAAGAACACCAAUUACGUCUUAGUUUCGGAAAAUACAAGAGGAAUCAAAGGAAAUUCUUGUGCUGUUUCCCAAAUGAAGCAAUAUUACGGGUUAUACACAAGUCAGUGAGCGUAAGGUAAGGACAGAGAAGGCAAAGUACCUUGUCAAAGCAGGUCGCGCGAAGGUAUUGCGGCUCCCCGGACUGCCGCCAGGUCCACUAAACCUGCAAGCCCAGACGCGGAAACUGGUCCCUUGUAACUUCAACCUAUGACGUCCCGAGGAUUGAUCAGCUGCCCAGUUUUACACCUGGAGGCUACGAAACAAAUCGCAAUCUUUACCCGACAAUUCUAACUUCACCUUCCGAAUCUCAGUUCAAUACAGCCCGGGUUCGAAUUCGCGCUUCUUCUACGUUCAAAGGGCCGGUCUCAGUCGUGCCGGCGCUUGCGUAGCCAUGGAGUCCAGAUCUCUUCAAUCCAAGCCGUCGGAAGAGACUCUCAUAUCGCUCCUUCAACUAGAUCCGUCCCCCAUCGAGACACCACCGGCCGACGUUGAUAAAGAUCUUCCUCCCCUGCCCGAAGAUGCCCUAGAGAAUAGCACUGGUUCCCUCAGGUCGACUUCUUCUGCACCCGGUUUAAGCGGCAGUGGUCACAGCGCGAUCUUUUACCUGACACGAAUCCAGAAGUUCUCUUCCUACCUGGUACCGGUCUUCACCUCACUUCACGUUGUCAACACCUCCAUAAUACCACUCUUUGCGCGAUCAGUCCCAGCUUCCGAGGCAUACCUGCUACUUUCGAGAGAAAUAUACCAAACACCCCUCACGGAACCGCUUCUCGUGGCAUUACCCAUCGUCGCACACAUCGCCUCUGGCUUCGCCCUUCGCCUCGUUCGCAGAUCUCAGAACCUGAAGCGUUAUGGAGGCAACACACCCGGCAUGUAUGCUUUGUAUCGAGCCCAGACCGGCAAACCAUCACGAGCCUUGACCUAUAACAGCGUCAACUCCGCUAGCAGGAUAUGGCCGUCCGUCAGCUACAUAUCUAUAUCUGGCUACUUCUUCACAGUUCUUCUUGCUGCCCAUGCAGGCAUUAAUCGCAUCCUCCCCCUGCAAGUUGACGGCGACAGCUCGAACAUUGGCUUGGGUUUCGUUUCUCAUGGGUUUGCCCGGCAUCCCAUCAUCUCGUGGAUUGCGUACACCGGUCUUCUCACAAUAGGCUGCGGACAUAUGGUUUGGGGCGCAGCAAAAUGGCUGGGCCUGGCGCCAACGGCUAUGGGUUGGAGUGGUAGAGGACGCAGUGUGAUAGACAAAAAGGUGCGACGGCGGAAGAGAAGAGCGUGGUGGGCACUUCACGGCGCCGCUGUGGCAGCGGCCGGCGUCUGGGCUGCGGGGGGAUUGGGAAUAGUAGCAAGGGGUGGUUCAACAGACGGCUGGAUUGGGAAGGUUUAUGAUGAUAUAUACAGCAGAAUUCCACUCUUGUGAUCAGAGGCAAGUAGAUAAUAUACCAUGAAUGAUACCCAGCCAACAGCAAUGCGGCAACUCGCAGUGCCGGUAUUUACAGAUAGAGAUAUGUCGUCAG
Colletotrichum godetiae is the source of this 1608-nucleotide messenger RNA. RefSeq lists its product as uncharacterized. Bases 489 to 1511 code for a protein of 340 amino acids. The transcript has 2 exons. Gene Ontology annotation, cellular component: mitochondrial outer membrane. Gene Ontology annotation, biological process: mitochondrion organization; lipid homeostasis. The record is from RefSeq and is a predicted model, not a curated record. Lineage: Eukaryota; Fungi; Ascomycota; Sordariomycetes; Glomerellales; Glomerellaceae.